AUGGGUGAGAACCCAUGGCAGCCUCUUCUCCAGACCUUCGAGAAACUAUCAAAUUGCGUCCAAACUCAUCUCUCCAAUUUCAUCGGCAUCAAAAAUACUCCUCGUUCGUCAUCCACCAUCUCAUUGGACUCUUCCCCACCAAUCGCGACCAAUAGUUCCAGUCUUCAGAAACUUCCCAUCAAGGACAAGUCUACAGGUCCUGUGACUAAGGAGGAGCUCGGGAGGGCUACUUGGACAUUUCUGCACACUCUUGCUGCGCAGUAUCCAGAAAAACCAACAAGGCAGCAAAAGAAGGAUGUUAAAGAACUGAUGGCGAUACUUUCUCGAAUGUACCCUUGUAGAGAAUGUGCGGAUCACUUUAAAGAAAUCCUAAGAUCGAAUCCUGCGCAAGCUGGAUCUCAGGAGGAGUUCUCGCAGUGGAUUUGCCAUGUACACAACACCGUAAAUAGAAGUUUGGGAAAAUUGGUGUUCCCUUGCGAGAGAGUGGAUGCAAGAUGGGGCAAAUUAGAGUGCGAGCAGAGAAGUUGUGAUCUCCAUGGAACUUCUAUGGACUUUUAG
Microthlaspi erraticum is the source of this 558-nucleotide messenger RNA. NCBI's taxonomy places the organism in Eukaryota, Viridiplantae, Streptophyta, Magnoliopsida, Brassicales, Brassicaceae. The record is from the annotation of a GenBank genome assembly.